GCGCCGGGUUCGGAGCCUCGGUGUCCCGGGCGCCUGUCUCCCCCGCUCCCCCCCGCCGACCCCCGACUCCUCCGCGGAUGCGUCCUUGGCGCUUCGUCGGCCCGCGCCGUGGGACGGACAGGCAGAGCGGAUUUCUCAAAGUGAAGACCCGUCUUGGUUGUUGAAUUGCUUGUAGUAACUCAUAUAUCAGCUGUCAGAAGCAACAUCAUUAAGAAAAGGUUGGCUCCAAGGUGCUUGCUCAGUGGCUGCAGAAAGCGGGGUGACUGAGGGGCCAGCAGGGAGGAGCUGUGCUCUGGAUGGCUUCAGGGUGACACCAUGUGAUCCUCUCAGCCCAGCCUCUGUGGAAGGGACAAGUAACUGGAGCAUGGCUAUGAACAAUGGAAAUGAUUUUGUGGUUCUGAGCAAUGGCAGCAUCUCAACCUGUGUUACCAACCCUAGUCCUCUCACAACGAGUGAUGGAGACCUUACCGCCCAGCAGCUCACCCCCAAAGAAGCACCAAGAGCAAAAGUGAGUCCAAACGGAUGCCUGCAGCUUAACGGCACAGUUAAAUCAUCCUUUCUGCCUGUAGACAGCCAAAGAACACCUCAGAUGUUAUCCCAGUGCUGCCAUCCUUGUCCAUACCAUCACCCUCUGGCCAGCCAUGGCAGUCAUCAGGAGGGCCACCCCGAGGCGGGCCCCGCAGCUCCCUCCGCCUUGGCCUCGUGUUGCGUGCAGCCGCACUCCGAGUCCUCUUCACCUCUGUGUCCAAACCUCUCGCCCGUGUAUCAGGCGGCGUGCUGCCUUCAGCCCUCGCCGUCCUUCUGCCUGCAUCAUCCGUGGCCUGACCACUUCCAGCACCAGCCUGUGCAGCACCAUAUAGCCAACAUCAGACCGUCCAGGCCUUUCAAGUUACCAAAAAGCUACGCAGCCCUGCUAGCCGACUGGCCCGUGGUGGUCCUGGGCAUGUGCACCCUGCUCAUCGUGGUCUGUGCCUUGGUGGGAGUGUUAGUGCCAGAGCUUCCCGACUUCUCUGAUCCUCUGCUGGGCUUUGAACCAAGGGGGACUGCAAUAGGCCAGAGACUGGUCACAUGGAAUAACAUGGUGAAAAAUACAGGAUACAAAGCAACAUUAGCUAAUUAUCCUUUUAAAUAUGCAGAUGAACAAGCCAAAAGCCAUCGUGAUGAUAGGUGGUCAGAUGAUCAUUAUGAAAGAGAGAAAAGAGAAGUGGACUGGAACUUCCACAAAGACAGCUUCUUCUGCGACAUUCCGGGUGACCGAUACUCCAGAGUAGUGUUUGCUUCAGCAGGAGGGGAGACAUUGUGGAAUUUACCUGCAAUUAAGUCAAUGUGCGAUGUGGAUAAUUCCAGGAUCAGAUCUCACCCCCAAUUCAGCGACCUCUGCCAGAGGACCACAGCUGCCUCCUGCUGCCCCAGCUGGACCCUUGGGAACUACAUUGCUAUUCUGAACAACAGAUCGUCCUGUCAGAAGAUCGUUGAGCGAGAUGUCUCUCACACCUUGAAGCUUCUUCGGUCCUGUGCCAAACACUACCACAAUGGCACUCUGGGGCCAGACUGCUGGGACAUGGCAGCCAGGAGAAAAGAUCAGCUCAAGUGCACCAACGUGCCCCGCAAGUGUACCAAGUACAAUGCUGUGUACCAGAUCCUCCACUACUUGGUGGACAAGGACUUCCUGACUCCAAAGACCACCGAGGACGCUGUGCCAGCGUUAAGGUACAGCAUGCUCUUCUCCCCCACGGAGAAAGGGCAAAGCAUGAUGAACAUCUACCUGGACAACUUCGAAAACUGGAACUCUUCCGAUGGCAUUACUGCCGUCGCCGGGAUCGAAUUUGGCAUCAAGCACAGCUUGUUUCAGGACUAUCUGCUCAUGGAUACCGUGUAUCCUGCCAUAGCCAUUGUGAUUGUCCUUCUCGUCAUGUGUGUCUACACCAAGUCCAUGUUCAUCACGCUCAUGACCAUGUUCGCGAUCAUCAGCUCCUUGAUUGUCUCCUAUUUCCUCUAUCGGGUUGUAUUUAACUUUGAAUUUUUCCCUUUUAUGAACCUCACUGCACUCAUUAUUUUGGUUGGGAUUGGAGCAGAUGAUGCCUUUGUCCUUUGUGAUGUCUGGAACUACACCAAGUCUGACAAGCCUCAUGCAGAAGCUGCAGAAACAGUGAGCGUCACCUUGCAGCAUGCCGCCCUCUCCAUGUUUGUCACCAGUUUCACCACCGCCGCCGCCUUUUAUGCCAACUAUGUCAGCAACAUCACGGCCAUCAGGUGCUUCGGGGUGUACGCGGGGACAGCCAUCUUGGUGAACUAUGUGCUGAUGGUCACCUGGCUCCCAGCUGUUGUCGUCCUGCAUGAGCGAUACCUCCUCAACAUGUUUGCUUGCUCCAGGAAGCCCCAGCCACAAGCCUGUGACAACAGAAGCUGCUGGGCAGUGCUUUGCCAGAAGUGCCGCAGAGUGCUUUUCGCCAUUUCUGAAGCAUCUCGAAUUUUCUUUGAAAAGGUGUUGCCGUGCAUCGUCAUUAAGUUUCGCUACCUCUGGCUCGUCUGGUUCCUUGCGCUUACCGUGGGAGGGGCCUACAUCGUGUGCGUGAACCCCAAGAUGAAGCUGCCCUCGCUGGAGCUGUCGGAGUUCCAGGUCUUCAGGUCGUCUCACCCUUUUGAGCGCUAUGAUGCUGAGUUCAAGAAGCUCUUCAUGUUUGAGCGGGUUCACCACGGGGAGGAGCUCCACAUGCCCAUCACGGUGAUCUGGGGCGUGUCCCCAGAAGACAGUGGCAACCCGCUGAACCCCAAGAGUAAAGGGAAGCUGACGCUAGAUAGCACUUUUAACAUUGCUAGCCCAGCCUCCCAGGCCUGGAUUUUGCACUUCUGUCAGAAACUGAGAAACCAGACGUUCUUCUACCAGACCGACGAGCAGGACUUCACCAGCUGCUUCAUCGAGACCUUCAAGCAGUGGAUGGAAAACCAGGACUGUGACGAGCCUGCCCUUUACCCGUGCUGCAGCCACUGCAGCUUCCCAUACAAGCAAGAGGUGUUCGAGGUGUGCAUCAAGCGAGCCAUCAUGGAGCUGGAGAGGAGCACAGGGUACCACUUAGAUAGCAAAACCCCAGGACCGAGGUUUGACAUCAACGACACCAUCAGGGCAGUCGUCCUGGAGUUCCAGAGCACUUACCUCUUCACGCUGGCCUACGAGAAGAUGCACCAGUUCUAUGAGGAGGUGGACACGUGGAUUUCCAGCGAGCUGAGUUCUGCCCCCGAGGGCCUCAGCCACGGCUGGUUUGUCAGCAAUCUGGAGUUCUAUGACCUCCAGGACAGCCUCUCGGAUGGCACGCUCAUUGCCAUGGGGCUCUCGGUGGCCGUGGCCUUCAGCGUGAUGCUGCUGACGACGUGGAACAUCAUCGUCAGCUUGUACGCCAUUGUCUCCAUAGCCGGAACCAUAUUCGUCACCGUUGGCUCUCUUGUCCUGCUGGGCUGGGAGCUGAAUGUGUUGGAGUCUGUCACCAUCUCGGUGGCAGUUGGCCUAUCCGUAGACUUCGCUGUCCAUUAUGGGGUCGCGUACCGCUUGGCUGCAGAUCCUGACCGUGAAGGCAAGGUGGUCUUCUCUCUGAGUCGCAUGGGCUCUGCCAUUGCCAUGGCCGCGUUGACCACCUUUGUGGCCGGGGCCAUGAUGAUGCCCUCCACGGUCCUGGCCUACACGCAGCUGGGCACCUUCAUGAUGCUCAUCAUGGGCGUCAGCUGGGCCUUCGCCACCUUCUUCUUCCAGUGCCUGUGCCGGUGCCUUGGACCCCAGGGCUCGUGUGGGCAGAUUCCUCUGCCCAGAAAGCUACAGUGCAGUGCCUUUUCCCGAGCCCUGUCUCCAAGUCCUGGUGACAAGGGAACAAGCAAAACCCACACCGCAAAUGCUUAUCAUCUGGAUCCCAGGGUCCAGACCUCUGAACGGGAGCAUGAGUUUUACGAACUAGAGCCUCUGGCAUCCCACAGCCACGCCACCGCAGAGAAGACCACGCGUGAAGAGACACACAUCUGCUCCGAGUUUUUCAGCAGCCAGCCAAAGAACCUGGGGAUGUCUGUUCACACGGCCUGCAACAGCAGCCUCAGCCAAAGCGCCAGAAACGACGCGAGCCUGGCCCUGUUGCAGCCCUGUCUGGAGCAGCGUGCCGUGUGUCACUUCUUCUCUCUGAAUCAGAGGUGCGGCUGCCCACACAGCUACACUUGCCUGCAGUAUGGCCCCCACCCUUGCCAGCAGAUGGGUGACUCUCUGUGCCACCAUUGUGCUCCUGCUGCUAGCAGCUUUGUCCAGAUUAAAAACACAGUGGCUCCUCUCAAGGCCACACAGCAAGCUGCCGAGGCUUUCGUGCACCCCCUCCCGCACACCGCCCGCUGUCCCUGCCUGGCAGGCAGAGGGAUGUCGCCUGGGAUGCAGAACUCUCAGCCUAGGACGGGUUUCCUCAGCCCAGUGCGGCACAUUCAGACCCAAGAAAAACUUGGUCAGACCGGUGUACACAGCCUUCAGAGCACAGAUGAGCACCUGCCCAGGGCGGCAGAGCCAGCACCAUCUGUCUGCAGAAGCACCAGGUCUUUACUGAGCGCAGGCUGUGAUCCUGAGGAUAACCAAAGGGGACUCUGCAAAAGUAGAGACACGGGGGACACGGAGGACAGUGGAGGGACUGAAAGCAAGUUCUCGAGUUUACCCAGUCACACUGACAAGGCAGAGAGGAGAGUGGAGCCGAGCUCAUCACAGACUGAUGUAAUUGUGAACUCUGAGCAUUUAAAUCAUGAUGAACCAAAAUUUUUAUUUAACCAUUUAAUAAGGGAGGCUGGGUAUAAGUCCUGCCCAAACAAUCCACAAAACUGUGGCAGAGUUGUGAAAAUGAAGUGCAAUUCUAUGGACUGUCAGAUGCCAAACCUUGAAGCCAACGUGCCUGCUGUAUUAACUCACUCAGACUUGUCUGGUGAAAGUCUGUUAAUCAAAACACUAUAAUAAACCUGGCAUUAAAUUCA
Molecule: messenger RNA, 4983 nt
Organism: Jaculus jaculus (lesser Egyptian jerboa)
Lineage: Eukaryota; Metazoa; Chordata; Mammalia; Rodentia; Dipodidae
Gene: Disp1
Product: dispatched RND transporter family member 1
Exons: 10
Coding region: 365-4963 (1532 amino acids)
Cellular component (GO): membrane
Source: RefSeq, a predicted model, not a curated record